This is a messenger RNA of Penicillium canescens, 516 nucleotides long. Its product is annotated as glycoside hydrolase family 3 protein. Bases 1 to 516 code for a protein of 171 amino acids. Gene Ontology annotation, biological process: glucan catabolic process. The transcript has a single exon. Gene Ontology annotation, molecular function: beta-glucosidase activity. The record is from RefSeq and is a predicted model, not a curated record. Lineage: Eukaryota; Fungi; Ascomycota; Eurotiomycetes; Eurotiales; Aspergillaceae.
AUGGACAUGUUCUUCUCGACUUGCUCGCAGCACUCUGUAGCAGCGGGCUCCUCGCUAAUAGACUCAUCAAUCGCUGAUAACAGUGGCACGCCAAACGCGCAGCUACUGGAGACAGCGGUCAUGUGCCUCGAUUUAGGCGUAUCGCAUGCACCGUCUGCCGACGAAGGAAGCUGGGGUGUGAUAAGAAAUGUCCGCGCUGCGGAACGUGGUAGCCAGUAUAUCGUUUCGACAGUUGAUUUCCCGACUAGACGAGAAUACGAUCACCUGUCCAAAGGUAUUGCACCGGGUGGACUGGUAGACCUAUGGACCACCGUUGCUGUAGUAACGAUGAACGUGACGAACUCAGGCCACCGGGCAGGCUUCGCUGUGCCGCAGCUGUACGUAUCGCUUCCUCAGGCCACUACUCCUGCAGGCACAUCAGCGAAAGUUUUAAGGGGGUUUGAAAAAGUAUUCCUCGAGGUGAACGAAGUGCGGGAGGUAAGGUUUGAACUCAUGAGGAGAGACUUGAGUUACUAG